GGGUGCCUCGGUGCUUUCUGCGCGACGGCGGCGCGCGGGAGGUAGGCAGCGCGGGAGCGCGCGCGAAAAGGUAACGGUCGCGGAGCAGCUGCUCUUCAGAAGCUGGCAGGUCGCGAAUGGGGCUGACUGGGAGGGUCACCCCGACCUAUUAGGGGAAAUUGAAAAGAUGGGGCAGUGGGAGAUUGAAGUAGAGCACAACAUGGAAACUGGACCAGAUUUGGGGAAGCGAAUCAGAAUACAAGUUUGCAGUGCGUGUGAAGUGUGCUAUGUUAUGAUGAGAGUUAGCAAAUGAGUGCUUGAAAAAACGCCUGUUGGAUGCCUUGCCUGAUUUGCUCAGCAUUAUGUGUGUUGUGCCUUUUCAUGGAGACUGACCACGAACUUAGAAGGGGAUAAACAGCCAAUGGCUUCUGACUCUAUGGUCCGAGAGCAAGCAAAUCGUCAUGUGGUGAAAGGAAAAAGGCAACAGCAACAGGAAAGGUCACCUCUGCAUAGUGAUGGUGAUGAAGAAAUAUUUGUAUUUGAAGCAAAUGAAGCUUGGAAGGAUUUUCACAGCUCUCUCCUUCAGUUCUAUGAAGCUGGGGAGCUUUGUGAUGUUACGCUAAAGGUGGGGUCGAAGUUGAUUUCCUGCCACAAGCUUGUGCUGGCUUGUGUUAUUCCUUACUUCCGAGCCAUGUUUCUUUCUGAAAUGGCAGAAGCCAAGCAGACACUGAUUGAGAUUAAAGACUUUGAUGGCGACGCAAUAGAAGAUCUGGUCAAGUUUGUCUAUUCAUCUCAGCUAACUCUGACAGUAGACAAUGUCCAGCCUCUCUUAUAUGCUGCCUGCAUUCUCCAGGUGGAGGUAGUGGCCAGAGCUUGCUGUGAGUACAUGAAACUGCACUUCCAUCCUUCAAAUUGCCUGGCAGUGCGGGCCUUUGCGGAGAGUCACAAUCGUAUUGACUUGAUGGACAUGGCCGAUCGCUAUGCCUGUGAACAUUUUGCUGAAGUUGUGGAAUGUGAAGACUUUGUGAGUGUGUCGCCUCAGCACCUUCAUAAACUGUUGUCUUCAAAUGAUCUGAGCAUUGAUAGUGAAAAGCAGGUUUAUGGUGCUGCUAUUAAAUGGCUUCUUGCCAAUCCACAGCAUCAUGCUACAUGGUUAGAUGAAAUAGUUGCUCAGGUGCGCUUGCCUCUGUUGCCUAUUUGUUUUCUCAUGGGAGUAGUGGCAAAAGAAGAGAUUGUCAAGCAGAACCUCAAAUGUAGGGACUUGUUGGAUGAAGCAAGAAACUACCAUCUUCAAAUGAGCAGUCAUACAGUACCAGAUUUUGAGUAUUCUGUCCGGACGACACCAAGGAAACACACUGCCGGUGUCCUUUUCUGUGUUGGAGGUCGUGGUGGGUCUGGUGACCCUUUUCGCAGCAUUGAAUGCUACUCGAUAAAUAAGAACAGCUGGUUUUUUGGCCCUGAAAUGAACAGUAGGAGAAGGCAUGUCGGUGUGAUCUCUGUGGGAGGUAAAGUUUAUGCAGUGGGUGGGCAUGAUGGAAAUGAACAUCUAGGCAGCAUGGAAAUGUUUGAUCCCCUAACAAAUAAAUGGAUGAUGAAGGCAUCAAUGAAUACAAAGAGGAGAGGAAUUGCUCUCGCCUCUCUUGGAGGCCCCAUUUAUGCCAUAGGAGGCCUAGACGAUAACACUUGCUUCAGUGAGGUAGAGAGGUAUGACAUUGAAUCUGAUCACUGGAGUGGAGUAGCGCCCAUGAAUACACCUCGGGGAGGAGUUGGCUCUGUGGCUCUUGUGAAUCAUGUAUAUGCUGUUGGUGGGAAUGAUGGAGUAGCUUCUCUCUCCAGUGUGGAGAAAUAUGAUCCUCAUCUGGAUAAAUGGAUAGAAGUGAAAGAGAUGGGUCAGCGGAGAGCUGGCAAUGGGGUUAGCGAGCUCCAUGGCUGCUUAUAUGUAGUAGGUGGCUUUGACGACAAUUCUCCACUUAGCUCUGUUGAACGAUUCGACCCUCGCAGUAAUAAGUGGGAAUACGUAGCAGAACUUACAACUCCUAGGGGUGGGGUUGGCAUAGCAACACUAAUGGGCAAAAUUUUUGCUGUUGGAGGUCAUAAUGGAAAUGCUUACCUGAAUACAGUGGAAACUUUUGAUCCUGUGGUGAACAGGUGGGAGCUUGUGGGUUCUGUAUCUCACUGCAGAGCUGGGGCUGGAGUAGCUGUUUGUGCUUGUCUUGGCAGCCAAAUCCGUGACAUGGGUCAAGGAUCCAGCAAUGUGGUGGACUGCAUGUGAAUUUGGGUUGAAGUCAAAGUCAGUUUGGUGAUUGCUGUGAAAUGUUACAAACCUUCACAAUCAUCUUGCUAAGACAUUUUGAAUUUUUCCACCUGUAUCUGUAAAUACUCAGAAGCUUUUUUAAUAUGGGAAUUGGCAUGGCAUGGCAGCUUUUUAAGGCUUACUGAAUCAGUAAAGAUUUAGAAAAAAGGUGGAAGGAGCCUCAGUGUGGUGCAGAAUGUGCCCUGCAGUGUUUUCAUAGUAAAUUAGGCAGGUAAGGGCUUUUGAUCUCAAGAAUCUUGUAACUCAUAUAGAUUGGAUAUUGGAGAAAGUGCUACCUGUGUGUUUCAAGUCUCUGUACUUUUCUCAAGCCCAUCAUUCAGAAUGUUUUUACUGACAUUUAAAGCAACAGUCAACACAUGAAGUGUAAUGAAUGAUUGGACAGAAAAACACCCUGUACCUACCAGCUUGCUCCAGUCAGUUACACUGGGAAGCGUAGGACUUUUUUCUGUCCAGACACGCAUAGGAUUACCCUAAGACUUGUAUAUUUACAAGUAUAUUUGUAUAUACUAAACUAUUUCUUUUAUGAAUAAAUGUGUUUGGCUGUCACGCUGUGCAAUCCCAAAUCAGCCCUGUGGAUGCUGAUCUCCUGAAAAGAGAAAUAUAAUGGCCUCGUUCACAUAUAAUACAAGCCCAUGAUUUAUUUAAGCAAUGGUUUGUUGCCCUAGAAAGGGUGUACCUGACAGAUGACCAAGGAGCUGCAUCUUGCUUUCUUGUUCCCUCCCUUGUCAGCUCUCUCUCCAUAUCCUGAAUGCCUUUGCCUUGUUGUGGUUCUGACAGUGCUUCACUGCAUCCUGCAUCACACAGCUGAUCAAAGUUGUGUCCCGCUUGAGAGUACAGCUUUGUACCGGGCCUUCUUGGGAGGAUUGAAGCACCUUUGUGGAAACUUUCUGAGAUGAUAAAGGUGUUCCCUUGAGAAUAUUUGUAGGCAUCUGAGCAAAAGGCUUGCUGUAUCACAAAGCCAUGGUUAUGUGCUAACUCACAGCCUUUUGUGACAUGAGUCCAGGACCUGCAGGGAGGAAGCUGUGCAUAAGGAAGCAUGUGCUCUCCAGGUUGGCCUGUUCCUCUGCAUAUCCUCCUAACAUUGGUUGAGUGCUGAUGCUUUGGAAUUCUGCUUCAGGCGAUCAGGCCUUUCAAGUGGCCUGGGCUAGCAUUCGUUAGAGGACAACAUGACGGUUAGUGAAUAUGGCACAGUAAAUAGUCCUGUGAGAAGGAAAGACAGAAUUAAACUGAAUGCAAAUGAGCUGAAAGUUUCAGUUAUUUAUGCUCUGACAUUUACUUUUGCUUUGAAGAUGGGUUUUUGAAGUAGCACACCCUCUUUUUGCCCCAUCUCCUCUUCUUCAUCAGAACUUCUCUGAAUUUCUUUGGUCCUGGUAUUUCUUUUGCUCCCCCUUUGCUCUCAGCCCAUGCAGCACUUACCUUGCACUUGGCCCCUGCAGCUGUGUACGCGAGGCUCUGCACAGCUUCGUUCUAAAAAUAAGCAUCAUAAGACUACCCUGGGGCAGGUUCCACCUGAAGUGGCAAAAGCACACAAGGCAAGGAGCACAGCACUAAUGAAGCUUUUCUCAUAAAGGAAAUUGUCAUCUUGUUGUACAGAGUGUGAUUUGGGAGCAGCUUCCACACAAAUUGCAAGAGGAAAUUAUGAUCUCACCUCUCUCGAACUGGUGAUAAUGAUGUGGGGAAAAUGUGUAUGAACCAAAGUUCUAUGCCCAAACCAUUUAGAAUGGAUGAAGCUGGCUUGGAGUACAAUAUGGGCAUAAAAAUACUGUGUUUCUUGGAGAAACAGUUAAGCAGUGGUUCCCUGUAUGUAGUUGUAUCACAAAGUGCACAGAUAGCUGCUUUACUAUUGCACUGCCUCUUCGAAAACGUGUUUGCGUAAGUCUGUAGAAUCCAGUGGAUAAAAUACAGAAUAAAGUGGCAUGCUGUGUUGUAUGGAAGGCAGAAAUCUUGUAAUAAAAAUCAUUUAUUGUC
Molecule: messenger RNA, 4261 nt
Organism: Varanus komodoensis (Komodo dragon)
Lineage: Eukaryota; Metazoa; Chordata; Lepidosauria; Squamata; Varanidae
Gene: KLHL8
Product: kelch like family member 8
Exons: 11
Coding region: 401-2251 (616 amino acids)
Molecular function (GO): protein binding
Source: RefSeq, a predicted model, not a curated record